UCCUUCACAGUAAUGAGUAAACCAAAUACACACACACUCGCAAUACCAGUUCAUUGCGUCUUCUCUCAGAAGCCACAAACAAUAAUGAAAAAGCAAAGCUAUUGAGAGUAAGUAGUAGAGCAAGUAAAAAGAAGCUUCGUCAUUGAAAGUUUUCAAGUAUAGCUUGCUUUCCAAGCCACCCCAUUUUCUCACUCACUCUCUCUCUCUCUCUCUCCAUCUCUUUUUUUCUUUUUUGAUGCUGAAAGUUCCGCCAUUAAUAAAAGCUCUCACCUUCUCACGCCGUUUCCCACGAGAAACCGGUCGGUUCCUUUCACGGAAAAGCAUUCUCAUUUCACUCACAUUAUCGUUCUCACUCUGCUAUAAAAAUCCAAUCUUUGACAAAACCCAUAUCACAAACUCACUCCCAUCUCUUCUUCCAUGGCCAGCCCAAGAGACUUCAGGCUUUUGGGUCUUCUGGGUCUGUGUUUUUUUCAGUACAAUCUAUUAGUGUUAGCGAUUCUAAACCCAGUUGAUUUUCUAGCUCUGCAAUCGAUUCGAAAAGCUUUGGAAGACUUGCCCGGGUCGAAUUUCUUUGCUUCAUGGGAUUUCACCUCCGACCCAUGUAACUUCGCCGGAGUUUAUUGCGAUUCCGAUAAGGUAAUCUCUCUCAAUCUUGGCGACCCGAGAGCUGGCUCUCCCGGGUUAUCGGGUCGGAUUGAUCCUGCAAUUGGAAAGCUCUCUUCUUUAGCUGAACUCUCCGUCGUUCCGGGUCGGAUCUUCGGAGCUCUGCCCCAAACAUUGUCUCAACUGAAGAACCUCCGGUUUCUAGCGAUCAGCCGGAACUACCUCUCCGGCCAAAUUCCGGCGAGUCUCAGCGAGCUCCGGAACCUCCGAACACUCGAUCUCAGCUUCAACCAGCUCGCCGGAGAGAUCCCUCGUACCAUCGGAACCUUACCGGAAUUAACCAACGUCAUCCUUGGCCACAACCGGCUCACCGGUCCGGUACCUCUGUUUCUCUCCCAUACCCUAACCCGGCUCGACCUUAAACACAACGACCUCUCCGGUUCAAUCGGACCGGAUUCACUACCUCCCUCUCUGCAAUACCUCUCACUCUCCUGGAACCGGUUCACCGGCGCAGUAGACCGGGCCUUAACCCGGAUGAACCGGCUAAACUACCUAGACCUGAGCAUGAAUCAAUUCAGCGGUCCAAUCCCAGGCCGAAUCUUCACCUUCCCAAUCAACAACAUCCAAUUGCAAAGAAACCAGUUUUCCGGCCCGGUUCAACCGGCUGAUCAGGUAACAAUCCAGACCGUUGAUCUGAGCUACAAUAGACUAUCCGGUCAAAUCCCACCCACGUUCUCGACCGUACAGAAUCUUUACCUGAACAACAACCGGUUUACCGGUCAAGUUCCCGGUAGCUUCGUGGACCAGUUACUAGCUGCUAGUAUACAGACACUGUACUUACAGCACAAUUAUCUAACUGGGAUUCAGAUCAAUCCAACGGCUGAGAUUCCUUUAAGCAGUUCGUUGUGUUUGCAGUACAAUUGUAUGGUCCCACCCGUACAGACACCGUGUCCGUUGAAGUCAGGGAAACAGAAAACGAGGCCUACUGAGCAAUGUAACGAGUGGAAAGGGUAAAUUUGGAAUUUCAUGCCUAUAUCUCAGGGGCAGAAUGGAAAAAGACAAAAAAAGAUAAGUUUUUUAUCAUAUUUUUGUUGUGGGGUUUGGGAGGGUUUUUGAUUCAUUUAUUACUUUUGUGAUAUAGAAUAGUGGGUAAAGUUUUAGGAAUAAGGAGAGAUUGUCGAUAAAAAGAAAAAAAAAAUGUUAAAGCUCUACAAAAGAACGUUUUUAAUCUAUAUAGUGUAAGCUAUUGUAGUGUGAGUUAUUUUUUGUUAUUGAUUUAUAGAAAGUAAAGUAUUAUUAUA
Messenger RNA from Quercus robur (English oak), 1904 nucleotides. Its product is annotated as LRR receptor-like serine/threonine-protein kinase ERL2. The record is from RefSeq and is a predicted model, not a curated record. The transcript has a single exon. Gene Ontology annotation, molecular function: protein binding. NCBI's taxonomy places the organism in Eukaryota, Viridiplantae, Streptophyta, Magnoliopsida, Fagales, Fagaceae. The coding region runs from base 418 to 1617 and encodes 399 amino acids.